Messenger RNA from Erpetoichthys calabaricus (reedfish), 4192 nucleotides. Its product is annotated as anthrax toxin receptor 1-like. Gene Ontology annotation, cellular component: membrane. NCBI's taxonomy places the organism in Eukaryota, Metazoa, Chordata, Cladistia, Polypteriformes, Polypteridae. The coding region runs from base 222 to 2060 and encodes 612 amino acids. The transcript is spliced from 18 exons. The record is from RefSeq and is a predicted model, not a curated record. Gene Ontology annotation, molecular function: signaling receptor activity.
UGUGUGAUCGGCUGCAGGGAUACAUAUCGAGAAUGAUAUUGCAAAAGUGAAACAAAAAUUGUGCACCUCAAACCUGAUAUUUGUGCAGCAGGAUUGCACCUUAGAAGGUACCAGAGGACCCCCAAACAAAUAAAGGAUAAGACUUUUGUUCAGCUCUGUGACCCAACAGUUUGGGUAUCUUGCAAAGGACCAUUACUGUGCCUCUUUCUCUUCUUGGAAUUAUGGCUUAUCCAAGGAGUACUGGGUUAAGACUUGCUGUCCAGAGCUGCUGUUUGGGAUUAUUAUUUCUGCUGAAUUGCACAGGAGACAGAAUGGACAGUAAAGAAGCUGGUCCUUCAUGCUAUGGUGGCUUUGACUUGUACUUCGUUUUAGACAAGUCAGGAAGUGUUAAGGAUCACUGGAAUGAAAUCUACUUCUUUGUCGAACAUCUGGCUCACAAAUUCAUAAGCCCCCAGCUCCGCAUGUCAUUUAUUGUGUUCUCCAGGGAUGCAAUGGUUCUGAUGCCAUUGACCGACGAUAGAGAUCAGAUCAGACAUGGCCUUGAGGAGCUUCAGAAAGUCAUUCCUGGAGGAGAUACCUACAUGCAUGAAGGUUUCAUGAAGGCUAGUGAACAAAUAUAUUAUGGAAGUAUAGAAGGUUACAUGACUGCCAGUGUCAUCAUUGCCUUGACAGAUGGAGAAUUACAUGAAGACCUCUUCUAUUAUGCUGAGACAGAGGCUAAUCGGUCACGGAGCCUGGGAGCUACAGUAUAUUGCGUGGGGGUGAAAGAUUUUAAUGAGACACAGCUGGCAAAGAUUGCCGACAGCAAGGACCAUGUGUUCCCGGUAAAUGAUGGCUUUGAAGCCUUGCAGGGAGUCAUAGAUUCGAUAUUAAAAAAGUCAUGCAUAGAAAUUCUGGCUGCUGAGCCAUCAAGCAUCUGUGCUGGAGAGUCAUUCCAAGUAGUCAUUCGAGGGAAUGGAUUUCUCCAUGCACGCAAUGUCGAGAAGGUCCUGUGCAGUUUUCGAAUCAAUGACACUGUCACUCUCAUGGAAAGACCCCUUGUUGUAGAGGACACUUAUUUACUCUGCCCUGCUCCCAUCCUACGAGAAGUUGGCACAGAAGCCUCCCUCCAUGUCAGCAUGAAUGACGGACUCAGCUUCAUCUACAGCUCUGUCAUCAUCUCUACAGUACGCUGUUCUGACGGGACCAUCUUGGCCAUUUCACUCCUCAUCCUUCUUAUUCUGUUGGCCCUGGUGCUGUUAUGGUGGUUCUGGCCUCUCUGCUGUACAGUGGUCAUAAGAGAACCGCCACCACCUACUCCAGACGACAGCGAGGAGGAAGAUGAUGAUGGGCUGCCCAAGAAAAAGUGGCCUACAGUGGAUGCAUCCUACUAUGGAGGCCGAGGUGUUGGAGGCAUCAAGCGGAUGGAGGUGCGGUGGGGUGAGAAAGGAUCAACAGAAGAAGGUGCCAAACUGGAAAAGGCAAAGAAUGCACGAGUGAAGUUGCCAGAACAAGAAUUUGAACUGCCUCCUACUCGAAUUUUGAACAAUGGAAUGCGAAAACCCCUUGAGCCUCGGAAGUGGUAUUCACCAAUCAAGGGAAAGCUGGAUGCUCUGUGGGUGCUUUUGAGAAAAGGAUACGACCGUGUAUCGGUGAUGAGACCACAGCCUGGAGAUGAGGGCCACUGCAUCAACUUCACCCGUGUGACAUCAGCGCACCCCAGAUAUCCCAUCUACAACAACACUUCUACACCAAUCUAUAACCCAACAAAAAACAACUGCCCUCCUGCACCCCAAGGGAGCCUCCCACCUCCACCAAGAAGCCCCCCUACCACACCCACACCCUCGCCUACCUCUACGCUGCCUCCUCUACCUCAGAGAUCACCAUCUCCCCCUUCGACGAUGUUACCACCGGCUCCGCCUACUGCUCUUCCUCCUCUACCGCCUACACCCGAGUGUCUCCCUUAUGCAGUCUACGAAACCCCACCCUCCCCAAUGUGUUCCCUGCCUCCCCCUCCACUUGCUCCUCCCCCUUGUCGAGCCCCACCUCCAGAUCGCCCUCCUCCUCGUCCCUCUCUCUAAACUAAGCAGAAAGCUUUAGAACUUUUUUAGACUGUUGGGAUGGAGACAUCGCCUUUGUGAAAUUCUAGAACCAUUUCUUUUUUUUGUUAAUUUCUUAUGCCUUAAGUAUGAUUACCAAACCACUAUGAUGAAGAAACUGUUUGAUCCUGCAGCAUACCUUAGUCAUAUUGCUGAAGCCAUCUAUUUUGAAAUGGAACUUUGCUCUUCCUUGUCAUGUAAAGCAUUGAAUCUCCAACUCCGUGGACGGAGAGGAGAGUUCACCAUGAGACCUGUCUAGGAAGCGGAAAGGGCUGCAAUGGAGGAAGGGGUGAGAAGGUGGUAGCUCAGAUAUGUGCAACACAUACAUCAUGCUUUGGACUCUGCAGCUCAUUCAGUUGGAAUGCUGGAGAAGAACUGAGCCAGAGAUGAAAAUGGAUGUCCACAGGGCAGGAGUGCUUGCUUCUGGAUAUACAGGUGGCAAAUUGAUUUUCAGGAAAGUAAUGAGCUGGACAGAAUGUAGACUGUAUCCUUUUCCUUUUUGGAUUAAGCCAGUUAAUGUCUGUUCUUACACAUUUUCAACCAACAAAACCAGAAAAGGCUGGCCAUUUUCUAAUUUUGCUGUGUCAUUUUGGAACCCCCUUUGUAUUCUUAUGCCAUGUAAUAAAACUACCCAACAAUGGGCUAUUACACUCCUUCUAGAUGUCACUGACCCCUGAGAAUACAGCUGGACAAUAUGAUGUUCAUCCUCCAUGAAACCUUCUUAAUGGGAAGAGGAGAGAGAUACUGUGACACGGAGAGGAACUGGGCCACUCUGAUUAGAUCACUUGAGCCUGUGCAGAGACCAGCAGUGCUGUCAGAAUGGACAAGGAGGUGUCACCACCACAGUCUUUAACGUGUGGCACAAGCCUCACAGAAAUAUCAUAACAUUCUCAUAAAUGGGACACUGAGCCAUCAUUGGCUCUGGGUGUCCCUUUGUGUCCAUCACCUGUAUUAUGUUACAGAAGCUAAGAUCUGACCACUGUUUGUGGUUGGCUGUAAUUGAAGGGUUUAUUUACAACACCUGCUAGCUCUGCUGCUAUUUUGCUAAAGUCCAGUGUCAGCUAAGAGACGUCAUGGACAACAGACUGUUUUGUCUCAAAAGUUACUCUUUUCCCAUUUCUGUAAUAGAAAUCAAGAACAUUUUAUUUCCUCUAGGGGCCGCUAGCUCCCUCUUAGUUGGAAUACGUUCUUUUGCAAUUGUGGCGCAAUAAAUAACCCGAAACUAUAUAGAUAUAUUAUUAAAAGGCGAUACCUCUCCCAUAGUGAUAUGGCGGUAAGAAAUCACAUAAGAGAAAAUAACUUUGCUUUCUUUAAUGACGCUUUACGUGGCAUUACAGACAAAGGAAGCCAAAUGGCAAGACAAUUACCAAGGUGGGAUCUUGAUAUAUACAGUCUGCCAUUUUUCGUCACUGCGCUGGAUGGAUUCUCAAGACAGAUGACGUUAUCACCCAUCCAUCCGUCGGCUUCGAGGUGUUUGGCUGCUAUCCAAGUCUUUCAUACUGUUUUCUCCACGUGCAGGCCCUUACUUAGGUUCCAAACAAGGCAAGGAGAGGAUUCAAUUUCAUCUCUAACAUACAGAAAUAGUACAAUGCCCAUUUUUGUAGUUGUCCCUUUCAAAUGCUUGACUAGCAGUUCUAAAUGCUGAGAGCUCCUGUGUACUAACUUUGGCCUGUACAUGUGAGUGGAUUUAUAAAUUAUGUUUUAUACAGAGCACAGUGACAUUAAACUUAUAUUCUGAUUACAAACACUGAAUACAAAUCAAAAAAGUUAAAGUUCACUAGAGGUAACAGUUUAGCACUGCUGCCUCCCAGCUCCAAGGGUCUGGGUUCAAAUUAUAACAUUACAACAAUCUUGACAGAAACAGGCCAAUCAGCCCAACAAGAUUUAGUGGAUUUAGUGUCCUGGGCCCUUAUGUAUAAACAGUGCGUAUACACAUGAAUGUUGCAUCUGCCCGUUGCCACUCUCACGUCGAGAUGUAUAAAAACUAAGCUUGUUGUAAUGCCACGCACAUUUUCACAGCAGCCUCAGACCGUGUAUAUACACGUUUUGGCUCGAUUUUGUAAACGUGCACCUUAAAAAAAUGAAUUUACUUAUGUAAAUAGAAAGUAUUUCCA